This is a messenger RNA of Scomber scombrus (Atlantic mackerel), 2015 nucleotides long. RefSeq names its product CLN5 intracellular trafficking protein (gene cln5). Gene Ontology annotation, biological process: lysosome organization. Gene Ontology annotation, molecular function: hydrolase activity, acting on glycosyl bonds. The coding region runs from base 44 to 1030 and encodes 328 amino acids. Gene Ontology annotation, cellular component: lysosomal membrane; lysosome. NCBI's taxonomy places the organism in Eukaryota, Metazoa, Chordata, Actinopteri, Scombriformes, Scombridae. The record is from RefSeq and is a predicted model, not a curated record. The transcript has 4 exons.
UCUUCGGAGGGUAGAAGAAUAAUGAGAAAGCUGUCCGUCUGACAUGAUGUCUCGCACCGAGGCGUUCCUGUGGUUAAACCUGCUCCUGGUUCUUCAUGUCGGGGCUCAGUUCAGGCGGCAGCAGUGGCCGGUUCCCUACAGACGUUAUGAUUAUCGCCCUGAUGUGGACCCAUACUGUAAAGCUCUCUACCCGUUCUGCCCCACCGGUGACCGGGAUGGACAGAUUCCCGAAAUGAGGGAGUGGGAUGUAAUAUCAGUUUAUCGACUGCAAACUCCUGUGUGGGAAUUCAAGUAUGGAGAUUUGCUGGGGAAGUUUCAUAUCAUGCAUGAUGCUAUUGGGUUCAGCAGUUCUGAGAUGGGGACCAACUACACCAUAGAGUGGUACGAGCUCUUUCAGCUGGGUAACUGCACCUUCCCUCACAUCAGACCAGAUGUGUACCCACCUUUCUGGUGCAACCAGGGAGCCGCCUGCUUCUUUGAAGGCAUCGAUGACUUACACUGGUCACAAAAUGGCACGUUGGAGAAAAUAGGAGAAAUCAGUGGGGGCCAGUUCAAUUACUUGUCCCAGUGGAUCCAGGAUGACAAUGAGACUGGGAUCUACUAUGAGACAUGGACAGUGCUUUCUGACCCCAGUCCUAAUGCUACGGUGUGGUUUGAGUCUUAUGAUUGCUCCCAGUUUGUCCACCGCACAUACAAGAAACUCACUGAGUUGGGAGCUGAACUGUCCAGCCGAUCGCAAACCAACUACACGAAGAUCUACCUGUACAGCGGAGAGCCCACCUACCUCGGCAAUGACAGCGCCAUAUUUGGACAGCCUGCGUUGAAGAAUCUGGCGAUGGACAUCCGCAACUUUUACCACACAUUCAGACCACACCAGUCAAUUAUAGACUUUGCCAUCAGUCUGUUGGAGGCUUAUAAAAAGGUUACGAUGGAAAAGAGCUUCUACCUUUACUAUAACUUUGAGUACUGGCAUCUGCCGAUGAAGCCUCCAUAUGUGCAGAUUACAUAUGAGGAGGUGCCUUUGCCUUAACAGUUCACUUGGACCAAAGAGUUAACAUCCAGGGUUGCAAUUAAAAAUGAUCUUCAUUAUUGAUUCAUCUGGUGUUUUCUCUUUUGGUUAUUUGAUUGUACCAUGUCAAAACGUAGUGAAAAUGUUCCCAGAGCCUUUUUCUUCCCAACUAACAAGCCAAAGAUAGAUAGCCAACUAAACAAUUAAGAAAAACAGAAUUAUUUUUACACUUGAGAAGCUGAAACCAGUGAAUGUCUGUAUGUUUUUGAUUUUAGGUAAUUUAUCAAAACAGUUAAGGUUAAAAGUUAAUUAUUGACACUUACAUGAAAAAUAUCUCACAAGAACCCAUGAGGUCAAUUGAGUAGAUGAUUUGCAGUUUUCACACAGGCUGGAAACACAAGCUAUUGAAAAGCAUGGCAGGUAUAAAGUUGAUUGUUUUAGUAUCUUAAUAAGUACUGUGUUUUAUGCAUUUGAGGCUCUGUUUUCACACUUUUAGUACAGUUAUAAGGUCUAAAGAUACUUUGAAUGUGUGAACGAUACUGAAACAUUAUGAAUUAAAUAAAGCACCAGGUCUGAUGCUUUGUUAUGAAUUAGGGCUGGGUGAUAUAUCGAUAUAUUGACGAGACCAUAUAUAGUCUUAGAUAUUGUAUAUUGUAAUAUCGUGAUAUGACAUAAGUGUUGUCUGUUCCAGGUUUUAAAGGCUUCAUUACAGUAAAGUUAUUUCAUUUUUUGAACUUACCAGACUGUUCUAGCUGUUCCAUUAUUUAACUUCACCCUCUGACUCAUCAUGUCCACAUUACUGAUAAUUAUUGAUCAAAAAUCUCAUUGUGUACAUAUUUUGUGAAAGCGCCAAUACUGUCAAUAUUGAGAUGGAGGUAUUUGGUCAAAAAUAUCCUGAGAUUUGAUUUUGUCCAUAUCGCCCAGCCCUACUAUGAAUUCAGAUGUGUACAGUAUAAGUGAAGAUGUUCAACUGUUGAUUUUUUCACCUAUUAAACAUAUCUCGACA